This is a messenger RNA of Microsporum canis CBS 113480, 3297 nucleotides long. Its product is annotated as zinc finger protein zas1. The transcript has 2 exons. Gene Ontology annotation, molecular function: RNA polymerase II cis-regulatory region sequence-specific DNA binding; DNA-binding transcription factor activity, RNA polymerase II-specific; zinc ion binding. Gene Ontology annotation, cellular component: chromatin. Gene Ontology annotation, biological process: DNA-templated transcription; regulation of transcription by RNA polymerase II. The record is from RefSeq and is a predicted model, not a curated record. The coding region runs from base 1 to 3297 and encodes 1098 amino acids. NCBI's taxonomy places the organism in Eukaryota, Fungi, Ascomycota, Eurotiomycetes, Onygenales, Arthrodermataceae.
AUGACGAUGUUUGUCGACGCCGACCCGCUCCCCUCCGCCGCGCAACGGUAUACUCAGGGUCAGGCACAGGAACCAGGACAGGAACAAGACCAGGAGCCGAGUCCCCCGAGCUCUCACAGCCCAUCAGACGAGGUGCAGUCGCCUGUCAAGCCGGACGGGUCGCCAAAGAAGCGGAAACGAGCCAGGAAAGCUGCGACUGGCAAGAAGUUCGAUUGCAAGCACAAAGGCUGCGGAAAGAGUUAUUCGCGAGCAGAGCAUCUCUAUCGCCAUCAGCUGAACCACUCUCCCAAACAAAUAUAUCGAUGCGAAUUCCCCAGCUGCUUCCGCACUUUCGUCCGCCAGGAUCUGUGUAUCCGCCACCAGGAGCGCCAUAAUACCCACGGCUCACAGCUGCAAAAGCGCGAUCAUGUCGCUACUCAGAGCUCUGGCGCAGGCUCGUCGCCGUCCGCGAGAGACACAAGCAACCCGGGUCAUCCUUCUACGGCGCAAGGCAUCUCACAGACAAACGAGACCGGGUCACCAGGAGCAAUUCCUCCUCUUCAGCAGAUGGCUGAACAACCUUCCACCGGCGCAAGCAACAAUGGCUUCAUGCCGCCUCAGAAUUACCUGACCUCUACUGCCGCCGCUUCAGCUGCUGGCGGGCCUCUCCAGACACCCCAGACUACCACAUAUCACAACGGCAAAGCUGACACGAUGCGGCGACAGUCAGAAGGGAAUGCAGGCUACUUUGUUCCGACGCAGAAUGCGCAGUCGAUGGCUGUCUAUGGCGAUUCUAAUUGCUCGACAUACGAGCCCUACAGUAUUAAUAAUAAUACCCUCCAACCAUACUCGAUAAUACCGCUGAACGGAGCAUCAGAUAUGGCUCCCAGUGCCUCCGUGGCGCCAGAACCCAUGCAAUCACGGCAGCCAUCUAUACCAAGCCCCGCUGGCAAUCAUACCGUGUCUCCUUUUGGCAUGCCGUCCGGCUUGUUAGCAAAUGGCAUGGCUACAAACACGUAUAUGCCCCAGAGCCAGAGCCUGCAUAUGCCUACUGUCAUUCCCGGCCCUAGCUUUACGGAUCCUGCCCUGGGAAGGUCCCACAGCCAGUCAUCUUCAGGCGUGAACCUCGCCAGCACUCUGAGCCAGAUGGCCUCCAUGCCAACAGCCAUGCAUUCGGAAGUAUCGGUCUCUAACAUGGACUCUGUAGUGCCGUAUGCCCUCCCUGUAUUUGGUGGAGAGAUACUGAAUCGAUCUCCAUUUGCCCUGACAGACGACUUCACCGCCUGGCUUUUUAACGAAAGCUCGAAUACUUCAUCUGCUGCUGGAUUCCCUGCUGUAUCGACCAUAAUACCCAAUUAUCUCGACCCUUACUCCGGCCAGAUCCAGAACCCAUAUUACCCUACCGAUUCUACCGCUGCUGCUGGGUAUGGUACCAGCACCCCGCAGCCACAACAGCAACAGCAGCACCCCAUGAGUGUGACUAGUAUCCUCGAUUCUGGGCCGCCGUACUCAGUCAUAUCUGGGGAGAAGCGGAGCGAACUUCUGGAUCUGAUUCAGACCAGGUUCAAUGAAACUGGAAGUGGCUCCUUGAAGUGUCGUAAGGAGACAUUUAUGGAGGGAAAUAUGGAGGCAGACAACCAUAUUCUCAGCUUACGCAUGAUGCAGACAUAUAUCAGCUCUUACUGGUAUCACUGCUAUGCACAACUACCUAUCUUGCACAAACACACCUUCACGCCUGACAAAACACCAAAUCUCCUACUUUUUGCGGUAAUAGCCCUUGGUGCUGUUACUCUUGAUAGCAACCGCGGCCAGCAAUUCACCGAUAUGGCGUCAGAGCUGGCCAAUUUCAUAUGCGUUCAUCUGCGAUGGGAGUUAUUCAUGGAUCCAGACUUCAGGCCCCCAGCAAAGCUCUGGGUAUUCCAAACGCUGUUACUUCUCGAGAUGUACGAGAAGAUGUAUUCUACGCGAGAGUUGCAUGAACGAGCACACAUCCAUCAUGAUACCACUUUAACAUUAAUGCGUCGUGGCAGCUCCUUGAUAGGCCGGACGGCCUUCAACUCACCUCCCUCUCCCUCAGACAAUCGACAGCGCCCGGGAGUCCCAUCGUCUUCAGGAAGUUCUGAGCCUGGCCAAUUCGACGAAUCGUGGCUGCGUUGGAUCAAAGCAGAGGGCACAAGAAGAGUCGCAUUUGCUGCCUUCGUCCUGGAUUCGACCCACGCAACCAUGUUCGGGCAUUCGGUAAAAAUGGCCGCACAUGAGAUGAGGCUGCCGCUCCCUUGCGAAGAAUCACUUUGGUCUGCAACUUGCCCUUCGGAGGCUGCCAAGGUACAGUUACGGCUCAAUGCCAACGGUUUCAAACCAACAAUGUUCCUAGAAGGGUUGAAGAAGACACUGAACGGCCAGGCCGUGCGAACCAACGCGUUUGGUCGAACAAUACUAAUGGCUGGAUUGCUGAGUGUAAGCUGGCACAUGAAUCAACGAGACCUGCAGGUUAGCUCGCUGGGCGUCUCCCAGGUCCCUGGGUUCAGAGACAAGUGGCGGUCGUCCAUGCUGCGUGCCUUUGAUAACUGGAAACGAGACUUUGAUGAAUCGCUACCUGAUGCUAGUCCAACCAGCUACUCAUCUGGCGGAUAUCAGCUACGCCAGCAGAAUCUCUUUGAAGAGGAUGUUUUCGCUGAGACAAGGAAUGUCCUCCACCACCUCGCUCACAUGGCUUCACAUGUCGACGUGGUCGACUGCCAGAUAUUUGCAGGCGCAGCCCGACUUCUUGGACGAGCUAUCACACCCAGAGACAUUAGCUGCGCGCGAGAGAAGAUGGUUGAUCGAUGGGCGAACAAAGAAUCAGCCCGAGACGCUACCUUUUAUGCCCUAAAGUUCUUGUCCCAGGUUCUGCUGCGAAAUAGCGGCACAAGAGCGGAGAAUCAGGCCUCCCGGUCAAGCAUAAAUAUACCCGAAUACUGUGCCCGAGAGGACUUCAUCAUGAGUCGGCCGUGGGUCCUCUACUUCGCUGCCCUCGUCGUAUGGUCGUAUGGGUUUGCUCUAGAUGGUCCCAUCAGGCCAUCACCACCGCCAGACCUGACCCUCCCUGAACAGCAACGGCAUGACAUGUAUGGCUUCCUCGAACGGGUUGGCGGCGUCCGUCACCCCAAUGACCUUGAGAAAGUACGUGAUCGGAACCGGUGUAUGGGCCUUCUCAUGGUCCUGCGUUCAGAUUUCCUCAACACAAGAUGGGAGCUACUUCAUGAAGCAGGCAAGCUGCUAGGAAGCUGUAUCGAGAAAUUAAAGGGCACGCAGGCAACAGUCCCUUCGAGCUCAUGA